Molecule: messenger RNA, 1353 nt
Organism: Guillardia theta CCMP2712
Lineage: Eukaryota; Cryptophyceae; Pyrenomonadales; Geminigeraceae
Exons: 5
Coding region: 1-1353 (450 amino acids)
Biological process (GO): NAD+ metabolic process
Molecular function (GO): kynurenine 3-monooxygenase activity; FAD binding; NAD(P)H oxidase H2O2-forming activity
Source: RefSeq, a predicted model, not a curated record
AUGUUUGCUGUUCAAGAUAGAAUUCUUACCUUCGGGGUGAGUCAGUCAAGUCAGGAGUCACCAAUCGAAGAGUUGAAAGAGCAGUCAGUGCAGUAUGAGAAUUCAAAGCCAUCAAAGACGGUCAUUGUAGGUGUUGGUCCUGCUGGGCUCGCCACAGCAAUCAUGCUUGCAAGACGUGGAUGGUCCAACAUCACUAUCUUUGACAAGCUGCCUCGCCCUCCGCUGUCAGGCUCACAAGAAUGGGGAGACCCAGAAAGGUCGUACAACAUCGGAUUGGACAUCAAGGGUCAAAACGCACUCAAGACUCUGGAGGUGUGGGACCGAGUUGAGCAGCAUUGUGCUGAUGUAAAGGGGAGGAUGGACUGGAUCCCCGGCAGCAAAAAUCCGCAGCGGGUUGAUUUCAUUCAAAAGUUUGGAUACUCGAUCAAAGUGAUUCAGCGAGACUGUCUGGCGGGUUGCUUGUUGGAAGAGAUCCAGGACAAGUAUGCUGACAAGAUCUCCGUCCAUUACAACGUUGAGUGUCAACAAGUGCAAUGGAGCAAAAAUGGUCAUGCUCGGCUGACCAUGUUGGACAAGACUUCAAUCGAAACCCCUUUUCUAGUCGGUGCUGAUGGAGCCAAUUCAGCAGUCCGCAGUAAUCUGGUCGAGUCUUCAAAGUUUGACCACGGAGAAGAGGUCGAGUAUGUCAAGUAUGAAGACGACAACGAAAGAGUCUAUAAGACUAUCUCCCUCGAGAUCCCCGAGAAUUUUAGAGACGACCUUGAUUAUAGUGCAGUCUGCUUGGACGACAUCAUCAUAGAUGCAUUGCCUCUGAAAGGACGUCGAGCCAUCGCAGUAGUUUUGUUUCGGCCCAACAACCAGAAAAUUUUACAGGCGAAGACAGGGAAGGAAGUGCAUGAUCUUUUCGCGAGUUACUUCCCAAUGUUCUUGCCCUUCCUCACAGCCGAAUCCUGUGACGCGUUUGCGCGCAAGCCAGUCCACAAGCUUCCAACCUUUCAGCACUGCGGGCCAGUCAUCCAUAGGAGCAACACUACUGUCAUGCUGGGAGAUGCCAUUCACACAGUCAAGCCCUUCUUUGGCUUUGGAAUCAACACUGCUCUCGACGACAUCUUCUGGCUCGAUCGGUGCCUGGACUCUCCGACCUUGAGACAGAGUCUGGUCCGGUUCUCUGAGAAACGAGGGCACGAGGCUGUUGCUAUCGUCGAAAUAUCUCGGGCCUUGGACCGUCCUGGUCUUACGGGGUUGUGCAACUUCUUCUUGCCGAUGCUGCUGGACAAGCUCUUCGAGGACCUGCUUCCUGGCGUGUUCGCCCCGAAUCUUCUCACGUACCUGCGUGCUCCGGGAGUGAGGUGA